Messenger RNA from Trichosporon asahii var. asahii CBS 2479, 456 nucleotides. RefSeq names its product ribosomal protein S11. Lineage: Eukaryota; Fungi; Basidiomycota; Tremellomycetes; Trichosporonales; Trichosporonaceae. Gene Ontology annotation, molecular function: structural constituent of ribosome. The record is from RefSeq and is a predicted model, not a curated record. Gene Ontology annotation, cellular component: cytosolic small ribosomal subunit; ribosome. Bases 1 to 456 code for a protein of 151 amino acids. The transcript has 3 exons. Gene Ontology annotation, biological process: translation.
AUGGAGAUCGAGAAGUACUACCGCAAGCAGCGCAUCUUCAACGCCCAGAAGGCCAAGGGCGGCAAGGUUGCCCCCAAGACCAAGCGCUGGUACAAGGACGUCGGUCUCGGCUUCAAGACCCCCUCUGAGGCCAUCAACGGCACUUACAUCGACAAGAAGUGCCCCUUCACCGGCGAGGUCUCGAUCCGUGGCCGUAUCCUCACUGGUGUCGUUCACUCCUCGGGCAAGAUGACCAACACCAUCAUCCUCCGCCGCGAGUACCUCCACUUCAUCCCCAAGUACCGCCGUUACGAGAAGCGCCACAAGAACCUCGCCGCCCACGUCUCCCCCGCGUUCCGUGUCGAGCAGGGUGACACCGUCACCGUCGGUCAGUGCCGUCCUCUCUCCAAGACUGUCCGUUUCAACGUCCUCCGUGUCGCCAAGAACAAGGCGGCCAAGGGCUUCAACAAGUUCUAA